Molecule: messenger RNA, 2740 nt
Organism: Penaeus monodon (black tiger shrimp)
Lineage: Eukaryota; Metazoa; Arthropoda; Malacostraca; Decapoda; Penaeidae
Product: organic cation transporter protein-like
Exons: 12
Coding region: 136-1887 (583 amino acids)
Biological process (GO): transmembrane transport
Cellular component (GO): membrane
Molecular function (GO): transmembrane transporter activity
Source: RefSeq, a predicted model, not a curated record
AGCAACGGUAACGCCACGGCCACGCGCGCUGGGGGCGGUAGUCUUCUCAAAAGGGAUAUAUAUAUAUGACAUUGUUCUUUUGGAAUUAUAGUUGUUUGUGGUCACCGGCCCUUCAGCUCCUCGAGUGGCGAGAGGAUGGGGCAGAAGGAGAAAGAAAAUGAAGACCAACAGAAGACAAAGGAAAUCCCACUCGACGAGAGCGAAGCCAUCGAGGAGGUUCAGGAGACGCAUAAGCUGAAUACGUUUGAAGAUUUGCUCGAGUUGGUUGGGACUCGAGGUCGAUGGAAUAUAAGGAUUUUUCUAAUAUGUUGCGCGCACAUGUUAGCAUGCCCAUUCUCCAGCGUGUCAUACCAGUUUCUUGGUGCCACUCCCAAACACUGGUGUCAUGUGGCACCUCUUGUACAAGCAAACUGGACGCAGGAUCAAAUCCGGGCUCUAGCCAUUCCUUACAGUAACGAGACGGGUCAGUUCGAAGGAUGCCAGAUGUACGAUGCCAACUACGCCCUGGCAGCCGACCUUGGCUUUGAACGGAGUCAAAAUAACUCUGAGGUUUUGCCGCGCCUAGACACUGUGCCUUGCGAGACGUGGGAUUUCGAUUCCUCCGAAUACAAGUCUACUGUGGUCACUGAGUGGGGCCUCAUCUGUGACCGCCGCCCUCUGUACUCCAGCUUGCAGGCGGUGACGCAGGCUGGGUAUCUGCUUGGGUCUCUGCUGAUGGGGUACCUCUGUGACAGAUGGGGUCGACGGGUAGUGGCAGUGUGGUCUACUCUGUUGAUCCUCGUGGUGGGCGUUGCUAUGACAAGCAUCCCCGUGUUUUGGGUGUUCAUUUCGCUGCGAUUACUCUUCUGCAUCUUCAUCAUGGGAAUUUACGUGCCUACUUUCAUUAUCUCCCUUGAAGUAUCAUCCCCCAAACUUCGUUCCGUGGCGGCCAUCGUGUUUAUCUUGCCCUGGGCGAUCGGUUACAUGAUCCUUCCGGGCAUUGCUUACGUGGUGAGGUCGUGGCAGCGGCUGCAGGCGGUUCUCAUCACGCCCUACGUUCCUCUGUUGGCUUAUUACUGGUUGCUUCCGGAGUCUCCCCGAUGGCUCAUCCAGCAAGGUCGCUUUAAGGAGGCCAUCGUGUUGUUCUCAAAGGCCGCUAAGGUCAACGGGCGGACGCUCCCCUCAAAGGCUAAGCUCCUGGGGGCCUUGGAAGCCAUCCGGAAAAAGUUAACAGAGAAGACCACAUCCGAGGCCAAACGUGACAGCAGCUUCUCAAGAGGCUGUAGCUGUGUUAGCGGGAAGAGUGAUCGCCGUUUAAGACAUGGUUUGCGUGUUCUAGCGGAGGGCGCACAUGCCUAUUUCCCAUCUCCCAGUGUCGACGUCUACACAUACAUGUUCCUCUCUGGUUUACUGGAAGUCCCAGCUUACUUAUUAUUAUUGCCGUCAAUUGAAAGGCUGGGACGUCAAAGGACGCUGGUGAUGCUGUUUUUCAUCUGCGCCAUUAGCAUUUCGUCUGUUGCUCUCAUCAUGUUCUAUUUCCCAAAUGCACCCGCAGGCCUCAAAAUAUUCUUCUCGCAAAUUGGCAAGUUGUGUGUGACAGCAGCCUUCCAUCUGACGUGGAUCUACACUGCCGAAAUGUUCCCUACGCGCUAUAGGUCUCUGGCUGUGGGCGAAGGUAGCUGUAUAGCACGCAUGGGCAGUAUCUGUUCGCCUUAUAUUAUUGACAUAUUGGGCGAGGUGACUGCAUGGGCGCCGUCUGCUGUCUUCGCCUUCAUCUCUCUUCUGGCCUCCGUCCUCGCUCUUCUGCUGCCGGAGACUCGAAACCGCGCCAUGUUGGAAACGGGGAGCUUUAAGGAAAAGACCUCGGACCAAAGGAUGGACACCUCUUCCGGGAGUUCUGAGGCUUGAAAAGUAUUUUGUUGUGGAGGAUGUUUGGUAGAAAAAAUGGCCAGGGAGAGGGACGUGUUUUUUUUUUUUUUUUUUUUAUGUGAAGAGGGUAAUUUGGUAUUCUUAACAUCCAUGGGAAGCAGUGCUGGGAACCGAAUCUCGCUCUGAGGGUGAGGCUGAAAAGAUGGGGAAAUGUCUUUGCAGGUGAAAGCUGAUCUCGAGCUCAUCAAGGGUGAGGGAGGUGCAAGUCUUGUGACCCUUCACCUUAUACCCAACGCCGGUGAUAUUUUUAACUGGCCAAGAGUUUAUCUUAACUUGAAGCAAAUGCAAAAAUGACCAAACCUAUGAUGUUUGGAGACAGACAGAUGCAAACAGACAAACAGACAUAGAUCAGUGAACAGAAAACAAAUGUAAGAAAAUCUAAGAUAGUGAAGCGGAGUAUAAAUGGGAAUAUUGAGAAGCACGAGGAAUAGCCAUUUAACUGAUUCUGCAAUGGCCACACGAAGGUGGAAAUGAAAAAGGUUCGGAAAAGACGAAGAUCAGAAGUGGGUCUGUUAAUUCAACGACACGAAAUGAGAAAGCACCGAGUAAAGAAGACAAAAUAACAGAAGUGUUAAGAUCUAAGAAUGAAAGUCAGAUAACCCGACGAGGAGUAUGAUGGACCAGCUGUGUAUGAACAAGAGGAACUUUAUAGACCAAGUAUUAUAUUAAAGGAACUAAUGUGCAGUGCGGAGUAUCAGUUAGGUCUUGAGGGAAUGGUCUUUUAUUUGUUGAAGAAUAAUUGUAAGAGCAAAGAAUACGCACUUCCAGAUUUUAAAGAUGUGUGUGUGUAGACACACACAUACACACACACACACACACACACACACACACA